ACUCUUAAAUCAUUUUCAGAAAAUGCGAAUAUUGUUGAAUUCAUGUUAUUACAACAACUAGAUUAUAAUUCUUAGAAUCGUGUGAGUGGUUUUCAUCGUCACUGUUAUCUUAACCACGCUCGUCUAAAGUCCAUUGUUCAAAAUCUGGAAUAUUGUUUAACUGUUUUCAUUUUACAUGCGUUAACUUAAGUUUUUAAUUGCAAUAUUGUGCCCUCCUACAGCUAUCGAGUGUAGAUCGAGUUUUUCUAUGUUAUUAUGACUACUCUAUUCAUAAAUUGUAACAACUCUUGGAUAAACAUGGUGAAAUAUUAACAUCCAAAUAUUUAUGUUUUAACCUAAAGUGUGAUAAAAGCUGUGGUCACGUGUUCUUGCAAGUCACUGAAACAAUAGCGGUUCUUGGAGUAGCUAAGACUAAUUCGAAUUACCAUUAUGUGUGCCUUUGAUAAUUAAAAUGGACAAGACAAACAAAGACCAAAAGAAACCAUUAAAGAGCGGUGAGGACGAUAAAGAUGAACAAAGGUCUGAUGCACCUCAGCGCGAUGACGAUACGAGGCACUCGCUGCCGGUUGAGAGAAAUUGUUUGAAUAAAAUAUUGUGUAUAGCACUGUUUGUGCUCGGUUUACUAGUCGGAGGUGUAGCUGUCUACUUUUAUACGACUAAGCUAGCGGACUCGCAUGUUCAUGAGACAAGUUUUACUGAAUGUCUGCAGAGCAAUGGUCUGGACAUGUCAUACAUAAUUUUACAUCCAGCGAAGCCUUGCAAUUCAACCGCCUGCAAGAUGUGUAUGACGAAUGUGAUUGCUGGACACGUACAAAUACCUAAAGGAAGGACGUGCCCAAGGCAUAGGAUAAAUGACACUGUAAGCGCAAUCGACUUCUAUACCACAGAUUGCCUCCUCUGCAACGGAUCAUGCUUGUCCAUCUCGAGGGCCACCCGCCUCAUUGGACAGCAUAUUAAGUGCGAUGACAAUACUAUCGAGAUAAAAUGCUGUGACCUUCAACAAAUGCAAAAGGAAAGUUUUUGUGGCAACCACGGUGAGUAUAUUUGCAUCAACAACACGGUGCCACCGUUUUGCAACUGCUCUCCAGGUUGGACAGGCAAGAACUGUGAUAAGAAACAUCUCGAAAAGAUCAGGUGCAAGUGCUUUGAUAUUGGCAUACCUAUCGCCUACCCCAGUAACACCCCAGCCUGCACUGACCACAGGCGGCCAGCGAACUGGACAGAGUGCAGUCUGACGGAUGGCCAUGAUCCUAGCAAACUUCAUUGUAUAUGCACUACGGCCAAUGCAACCACUUCCAAAUACGUUGAAUACACUGGUGAAAAACUACCAGACUGUGAAAUAGAGCCGUCCUGAUGUAACAGAAGCUUUUAACUGGAACAGGUAGAAGUGACCAACAGUCCCUUGAUGUGUCCACCCGUGGUCUUCGUGCAUCAAGAAAUAACUUGCUAAUCCACAAAAAGAGGCAAAAGUUCAUAAAUUCAAACGUAUUCUGAAACUCACCUUUCAAAAAAUAACCAGGGACAUUUCUAAUCCGUGUGGUUUCUUUUAUGACAGUAGCAUUUUAUACGCCCAUCUUUGUAUUUGUUGUCUGAAAAUGUGUACAUACAAAUUAUUGUGUCAUUAAGUUUAAGCAUGUUAUAUACUUUUGUAAAUGUUGCAUGAUGAAUCUAUCACAUAUAUAUGGUAACAAAAGAUGCAGCUUGUAAAUACAAAUGUCAAUGUUUGUACUUAUUACCUUAACCAAACAUCAGUGAAUUGUACAUUAAUUGAUCUUGGAUGUUGGUGGCGACAUUACACGAGGCUCCAUUAACGUCGCACACAUUAGAAAUAUACGAAAUGUUAAUAUCUAAAAAUGCUAAAACAUGAUUAUAUAGAAGGAUUGUUUAAUAUCAUUGAGUUUUCUUCAACAUAUCUAAAAGUAAGAAUAACAAAAUCAUAAAAGUAUUGUUGUGAACGGCUCAAGUCAUAUAUUUCAUAUACAAAUCUCCAAAGGUAAAAAAGCUUUAAUUCAAUUGAACAGAAUUUGUAAACAAUGUCAAACACCACACGAAUGCUAAGUGAAUGACAUUAACACAAAUUACUAGAUAUUUUUAAUUUUCAUUGAAAGACACUUAACUUUCACAAGUCGGUAUCAUCUAAUUGCGGUAAUUUUAUAUUUACAAAUGUUGUGACAUUGAACUUGUAAAUAGUUACAUAAUUGUGUAUUAUUUUUAUUUUAUACGAUAAUUUAUUGUUUUCAUUUCUGAAGUUGUGACAGCUAUAAAGAUUUCAGCUCAACUUGUUUUCCUCUGUGGUAGCUUUAAACUUUUUUUUAUUUAAUGUCAAUAGUGUAAAUCAUAUUUAAAUAUAAUUGACAAAAAUUCUAUCACUUAACAGUUCCUGUAAUACGAAUAAAUAAAUCAGGAUAAUUACUAUUAACUGUUGAGAUAAAAUAAGCAUGCAUGGCAUUACAACUGUUUUAUAAACCGCAAUUCAGUGAUUGAUAAAAAAAACUACAUCAUUAUGUAUUCAUACAGUUGUAAUUACCAGGUUACAUUCAUUGGUUAGACCCAGGUUACAUACAAUGUUAGCCCCUGAUUACAAACAAUGUUAGCCCCAGGUUAAAUACAAUGUUAGCCCCAGAUUACAUACAAUGGUUAGUCCCAGGUUACAUGCAAUGUUAGUCCAAGGUUACAUACAAUGUAAGUCCAAGGUUACAUACAAUGUUAGCACCAGAAUACAAACAAUGUUAGCCCCAUGUUACAUACAAUGUAAGCCCCUGGUUACAUACAAUGUUAGCCCCAGGUUACAUACAAUCUUAGCCCCAGGUUAGAUACAAUGUUAGCCCCUGGUUACAAACAUUGGUUAGCCCCUGGUUACAAACAUUGGUUAGCCCCAGGUUACAUACAAUGUUAGCCCCAAGUUACAUAAAAUAUUAGCCCCAGGUAACAUACAAUGUUAGCCCCAGGUUACAUACAAUGUUAGCCCUAGGUUACAUACAAUGUUAGCCCCAGGUUACAUAUAAUCUUAGCCCCAGGUUACAUACAAUCUCAGCCCCUUGUUAAAAACAUUGGUAAGCCCCAGGUUACAUACAAUGUUAGCCCAAUGUUACAUACAAUGUUAGUCCCAGGUUACACACAAUGUUAGUCCCAGGUUACAUACAAUUGUUUGUCCCAGGUGACAUACAUUGGUAAAACCAAGGUAUCAUACAUUGCUUAGUUCCAGGUUACAUACAAAGCUAAGUCCAAGGUAACAUACAUUGGUUAGUCCCAGAUGACAUACACUGGUUUGUCCCAGGUUACAUACAAUGUAAGUCCAGGGUUUCAUACACUGGUUUGUCCCUUGUAACAUACACUGGUUAGUCCCAGGUUUCAUUCAAUGGUAAGUUCAAGGUUACAUACACAUAAAAGUCCCAGGUUACAUACAAUGGUUAGCCCCUGGUUACAUACAAUGGUUAGCCCCAGGUUACAUACAAUCUUAGCCCCUGGUAACAUACAAUGGUUAGCCCCUGGUUACAUACAAUGGUUAGCCCCAUGUUACAUACAAUGGUUAGUUCCGGGUACCAUACAAUGGUUAGUCCCAGGUUACAUACAAUGGUUAGUCCCAGGUAACAAACAAUGGUUAGUCCCGGGUUACAAACAAUGUUUAGUCCCGGGUUACAUACAAUGGUUAGUCCCGGGUUACAUACAAUGGUUAGUCCCGGGUUACAAACAAUGGUUAGUCCCGGGUAACAUACAAUGGUUAGCCACAGGUUACAUACAAUGGUUAGUCCCAGGUUACAUACAAUGGUUAGUCCCGGGUUACAAACAAUGGUUAGUCCCGGGUUACAUACAAUGGUUAGUCCCAGGUUACAUACAAUGGUUAGCCCCAGGUAACAUACAAUGGUUAGUCCCAGGUUACAUACAAUGGUUAGCCCCAGGUGACAUACAAUGGUUAGUCCCAGGUUACAUACAAUGGUUAGUCCCAGGUUACAUACAAUGGUUAGUCCCGGGUUACAAACAAUGGUUAGUCCCAGAUUACAUACAAUGGUUAGUCCCGGGUUACAUACAAUGGUUAGUCCCAGGUUAGAUACAAUGGUUUGUCCCAGAUUACAUACAAUGGUUAGCCCAGGUUACAUACAAUGGUUAGCCCCAGGUAACAUACAAUGGUUAGUCCCAGGUUACAUACAGUGGUUAGUCCCUGGUUACAUACAAUGGUUAGUCCCGGGUUACAUAUAAUGGUUAGUCCCGGGUUACAUACAAUGGUUAGUCCCGGGUUACAAACAAUGGUUAGUCCCGGGUUACAUACAAUGGUUAGCCCCAGGUUACAUACAAUGGUUAGUCCCGGGUUACAUACAAUGGUUAGCCCCAGGUUACAUACAAUGGUUAGCCCCGGGUUACAUACAAUGGUUAGUCCCGGGUUACAUACAAUGGUUAGUCCCAGAUUACAUACAAUGGUUAGCCCCAGGAUACAUACAAUGGUUAGUCCCGGGUUUCAUACAAUGGUUAGUCCCAGAUUACAUACAAUGGUUAGUCCCAGAUUACAUACAAUGGUUAGUCCCAGGUUACAUACAAUGGUUAGUCCCGGGUUACAUACAAUAGUUAGUCCCAUAUUACAUACAAUGGUUAGUCCCAGAUUACAUACAAUGGUUAGCCCCAGGUUACAUUACAUACAAUGGUUAGCCCCAGGUAACAUACAAUGGUUAGUCCCGGGUUACAUACAAUGGUUAGUCCCGGGUUACAAACAAUGGUUAGUCCCAGAUUACAUACAAUGGUUAGUCCCGGGUUACAUACAAUGGUUAGUCCCGGGUUACAUACAAUGGUUAGUCCCAGAUAACAUACAAUGGUUAGUCCCAGGUUACAUACAAUGGUUAGUCCCAGAUUACACACAAUGGUUAGCCCAGGAGGUGAAUAUGUUCCAGUCUUACACUGAUACAAACUUUUUUAUUUUAGUUAAAGAUAUGCUUAAAAGCGGUAUUAAAGACGUUUAACUGUAUUUCAUUAGAGAACGCGUCAAAAUGUAUUUGCACGUUACAAUAACGUCAUCGUUGAUAUUGUGUCCAAUUUCAGUGCUUGCUGAUUUGUUAAAUUUGGAGAGCCUAGCGUACUUUAAAUUUUCAAAACAGUGAAUGAUAUCGAAUUGAUAGUAUCCUUGUCUGAAACGUGAAAUAUUUCUGUCAUUAUUCUGAAAAAUCUCUAUAAACCACGGGAAAGCAUAUAAUAAAUUAUGUUAUUGGAGAGGUUAGUUUUUUCUCUAUACAAGCUUCUGAGGGAUCAUUAGAUGGGACCACUUAUGCAGGCUGUUUGUUUUGAAAAAAAAAUCAAAAAAUGAUUUGUUCCGUUAUCUCUUCGAUUAGCUUAAGCAGUAUUGUUAUUUUAUUCAAAUUACAUUUAUGUUGUAGUGAAUUUUUUUGAAUUGUUUGAGGGCUAUUUAUUUUUAUUUGGUUUGACCGUAUGAGUGUCAUUUUGUUUAAACGUUACUUUAAGCUAAUAAAUUACCGAAACUGUA
Mya arenaria is the source of this 5467-nucleotide messenger RNA. RefSeq lists its product as uncharacterized. Lineage: Eukaryota; Metazoa; Mollusca; Bivalvia; Myida; Myidae. The record is from RefSeq and is a predicted model, not a curated record. The transcript has 10 exons. The coding region runs from base 452 to 1354 and encodes 300 amino acids.